Molecule: messenger RNA, 985 nt
Organism: Phragmites australis (common reed)
Lineage: Eukaryota; Viridiplantae; Streptophyta; Magnoliopsida; Poales; Poaceae
Product: ethylene-responsive transcription factor ERF113-like
Exons: 2
Coding region: 312-896 (194 amino acids)
Biological process (GO): ethylene-activated signaling pathway; regulation of DNA-templated transcription
Molecular function (GO): DNA-binding transcription factor activity; DNA binding
Source: RefSeq, a predicted model, not a curated record
CAUAUGGGCGUUGCCUCGCUCGCGUUCGCGCUGCAACUGCAAAGGAGGCAAGCGUGGAUCGUCCGGGAGAGAACACUGCUGCUGCUGCUGCUGCUCGGAGCGCUCAUCGGAAGAAUUCGUCUCCUCCGGGCCAUGGCGACCCAGAGGCGGCAGGCGGCGGCGUGUGGCGGCCCCCGUUGCGCGCCGAGGAGGAGCACGCCGCCAUCGUCGCGGCGCUCGCGCACGUCGUCGGCUCGGGGAGGCGGUCACCGGCAGCCGCGCACGCCGUCAGCUCGGCGACGCAGCCGGCGGCCGUGCUCGGGCAGCAAGUGAUGACGCACCAAACCGCCGGUCCUCCUCCCAUGGCGGCGGCGGCGGCGGCGGCAGAGCAGCAGCGGCCGCGGUACCGCGGCGUGCGGCAGCGGCCGUGGGGCAAGUGGGCGGCGGAGAUCCGCGACCCCGUGAAGGCGGCCCGCGUGUGGCUCGGCACGUUCGACACCGCCGAGGACGCCGCGCGCGCCUACGACGACGCCGCGCGCCGCUUCAGGGGCGCCAAGGCCAAGCUCAACUUCCCCGCCGUCGCCCGCCGCGCCCCGCACCACCAUGCGGAUGCCGCCCUCCAUCUCCAGCAGCCGUCUGCUGCGGCUUCGACGUCCACGCCGCGGCGGGGCACGCGCCCCGCUCACCCGCAGAGCGCCACGCCGGUGUCCACCGCGGGCACAGCUGCUGCUCGUGGCCAGGAGGAGGAGUUCCCCGACCUCAGCCGGUACGCGCACAUACUGCAGAGCGGCGACCUCGACCUGCAGGCCAUCGCCGGCGGGCUAACGCCGGCACAGUCCUCAACGACGUCCACGUCAUCGUCAAUGGCGCGUGACAAAGGGCCCCCGGGACGGCAGCCGUGGAGAGAACCUGGCUAAGCAGCUAGAGUGACAAGCCCAUCUUGCUAGCGUCAUCUCCUUGUAAUAAUCUUGUCCAAUGGCAUACAGAUAGGCAUUAGCAAAAGUCC